AUGCCCUCCACCACUUCUCCUACUACCUCCCUUCCACCCAAUUCCGCUCUCCAGAACCUUCUUAACACCCAAACACCUACCCCCUCGAAGCCACCCACCCGCCUACCUCCACCAUCUCGCAACCACUAUUCUCCAAAAUCUACAGCUCCAACACGAUUGGACCUCCCUAACAAUUCACACACACUCCCCUUAACCUCGCACCCCCUUCCUCGUCCUCUAAUCUCCGGAUUACCUCCUCGACGCGCCUACAUCCACCCCGACGAGCAAGUCGCCAUCCUCAAAGCCGAGCAUUCCUCUGGAGAAACCAUUGCGCAAUUUCCCGAGCGCGAAUGGGUCUUACCCACGCAUCUGGAAGAAAAAUGGAGUUUAGCACGCUUUGCAGAGGUGUUUGACGCGGUGGGGACUGUGCCUCCUGGUUCUGGAGCUGAGGGAAGAGAAGAUGCUCAAGAGGAUGGCGAGGAGAUUGUGGGAGGAAAAUGGCAGGGAGAAAAUAGACAGAAGAGGAUACUCUUGGCGACAUUGCAUGAUGAUAGCACAAUUGUGUAUUAUAUCAUGCAUGAUGGAAUUGUGAAGCCUCGACAAAAUUGA
Messenger RNA from Botrytis fragariae, 588 nucleotides. RefSeq names its product putative trna-intron endonuclease protein. Bases 1 to 588 code for a protein of 195 amino acids. Gene Ontology annotation, biological process: tRNA splicing, via endonucleolytic cleavage and ligation; tRNA-type intron splice site recognition and cleavage. Gene Ontology annotation, cellular component: tRNA-intron endonuclease complex. Gene Ontology annotation, molecular function: nucleic acid binding. The transcript has a single exon. The record is from RefSeq and is a predicted model, not a curated record. NCBI's taxonomy places the organism in Eukaryota, Fungi, Ascomycota, Leotiomycetes, Helotiales, Sclerotiniaceae.